UUGCAACGCUCGCAUCCUCACGUGUAGGAAGAACCAUCACCAUGACAGAGACGAGAAGGAGGAGCCUGUUCAGGCCGUGCAUCGACCUGCAUCAGGGCGUCGUCAAGCAGAUUGUGGGCGCUUCUCUGCGGGACGAGGACGAUGCACGGCAAAGGGCCGUCGAGUCAUCCUCUUCUUCGGCAUCCUCGUCGCUCAAGACCAACUUCACCUCGGACCUCUCGUCCUCUCACUACGCCAACUUGUAUCGGUCGCACAACCUGACUGGCACCCACGUCAUCAAGCUGGGCCCUAAGAACGAUGAGGCGGCGACGAGCGCGCUCGAAGCGUGGCCAGGUGCCCUCCAGAUUGGCGGCGGCAUCACGUCGGACAAUGCGGCCGACUGGAUCAAACGGGGGGCAGGAAAGGUCAUUGUCACAUCGUACCUCUUCCCCUCGUGCCAAUUCUCGAUGGACAGGCUGCUCGACCUCGAACGGCUCGUGGGCCGCGAUCGGCUCGUCGUCGACGUGAGCUGCAGGAGAAAGGGAGACAAGUGGAUCGUGGCCAUGAAUCGUUGGCAGGACAUGACGGACAUGCAGGUCGACAAGCAGUCGCUCGACAUGCUGGCAGAGCACUGCAGCGAGUUCCUGAUCCAUGCAGCAGACGUGGAGGGGCUAUGCCAGGGCAUCGAUGAGGAUCUCGUCAGAAAGCUUUCGGAAUGGGUCACGAUCCCCACCACGUACGCUGGUGGUGCGAGACAUAUCGGAGAUCUCGAACUCGUUGACCGCCUCUCCAAGGGCAAAGUGGAUCUGACCUUUGGAAGCGCACUCGACAUAUUCGGAGGCUCGGGCGUCACUCUAAAAGAGCUCGUCGAAUGGAACAACAAAGGAAAGGACAGUCAACAAUGAAGCAAUGGGAUGUGACUUGCAAUUGUAAAACGAACACAGCACAUUGGACAUGAAGUUGGGGGAGAAAAGAAAGGGGGUAUGGCAUGGGAUCUGAUC
Molecule: messenger RNA, 980 nt
Organism: Acaromyces ingoldii
Lineage: Eukaryota; Fungi; Basidiomycota; Exobasidiomycetes; Exobasidiales; Cryptobasidiaceae
Product: Phosphoribosylformimino-5-aminoimidazole carboxamide ribotide isomerase
Exons: 4
Coding region: 42-884 (280 amino acids)
Biological process (GO): L-tryptophan biosynthetic process; L-histidine biosynthetic process
Cellular component (GO): cytoplasm
Molecular function (GO): 1-(5-phosphoribosyl)-5-[(5-phosphoribosylamino)methylideneamino]imidazole-4-carboxamide isomerase activity
Source: RefSeq, a predicted model, not a curated record